Lepisosteus oculatus (spotted gar) is the source of this 2445-nucleotide messenger RNA. It is a transcript of the gene abi1a, whose product is annotated as abl-interactor 1a. The record is from RefSeq and is a predicted model, not a curated record. NCBI's taxonomy places the organism in Eukaryota, Metazoa, Chordata, Actinopteri, Semionotiformes, Lepisosteidae. Gene Ontology annotation, biological process: neuron migration. Gene Ontology annotation, molecular function: SH3 domain binding; signaling adaptor activity. Gene Ontology annotation, cellular component: SCAR complex; actin-based cell projection; lamellipodium.
GGCCAGGAAUCCCACAAUACCAGGCGGAGGAGCAGCUUUCUGGGGCAGAGCUUGUGGGUUCGAUCAAAGGGAAGGAGAAGAAGAAAUGCAGAGAGAUGUAAGAUGGCAGAGCUGCAGAUGUUGUUAGAGGAAGAAAUUCCAGCCGGCAAAAGAGCUCUGGUGGAGAGCUACCAGAACCUCACCAGGGUCGCUGAUUACUGUGAAAACAAUUAUGUUCAGGCCCAGGACAAGAGGAAAGCCCUCGAGGAGACUAAAGCCUACACGACUCAGUCUCUUGCGAGCGUUGCUUACCAGAUCAACGCCUUGGCCAACAAUGUCCUGCAGCUGCUCGACAUCCAGGCCUCCCAGCUGCGGCGCAUGGAGUCCUCCAUCAACCACAUCUCCCAGACUGUGGACAUUCACAAAGAGAAGGUGGCCCGGCGAGAGAUUGGCAUCUUGACUACUAACAAGAACACGUCGCGAACUCACAAAAUCAUUGCACCCGCCAACAUGGAGAGGCCGGUGAGGUAUAUUCGGAAACCAAUAGAUUACACAGUGCUGGAUGACGUGGGCCAUGGUGUGAAGUGGCUAAAAGCCAAGCACGGGAACAACCAGCCAGCUCGGGGAGGAACACUAUCGAGGACCAAUCCACCAACACAGAAGCCCCCUAGCCCCCCGAUGUCAGGGCGAGGGACUCUGGGACGAAACACACCCUACAAAACCCUGGAGCCUGUCAAGCCUCCCACUGUUCCCAAUGACUACAUGACGAGCCCAGCCAGGCUGGGCAGUCAGCACAGCCCUGGGAGAACAGCGUCGCUCAACCAGAGACCAAGAACUCACAGUGGUAGCAGCGGUGGGAGUGGGAGCCGGGAGAACAGCGGCAGCAGCAGUAUUGGCAUUCCCAUCGCCGUGCCUACACCCUCCCCACCCACACUGGGACCCGUAACCUCAAUGUUGGCUCCCCCCGGAGCACCACCACCUCCUCCCCCUCCUCCUCCUCCUCCUCCGCUCCCUGGGACAGCACCAGCAAUAGCAGCAGCAGCAGCAGCAGCAGCCGCCGUCGCUCCAGGACCAGGUUCCGGACCGGUCCCUGGCUCGCAGUUCGGCACAAUAACCCGGCAGAUCUCUCGGCACAAUUCUACAACCUCUACUGUCUCUUCCGGGGGCUACAGGCGAACUCCUUCCGUCACAUCUCAGUUUUCUGUGCAGCCCCACGUUAACGGCGGGCCUGCUUACCCUCAGAACUCAAUGUCUAUCGCGCCACCCCCUCCCCCUAUGCCUCAGCUGACUCCACAGAUACCUCUCACAGGCUUUGUGGCCAGGGUGCAGGAAAACAUCGCAGACAGCCCCGCGCCCCCGCCUCCCCCGCCCCCCGACGACGUGCCCAUGUUCGAUGACUCCCCCCCGCCGCCGCCCCCCCCGCCGGUUGACUACGAGGACGAGGAGGCGGCCGUGGUGCAGUACAGCGACCCCUACGCAGAUGGAGACCCGAACUGGGCGCCCAAGACUUACAUUGAAAAAGUUGUGGCAAUCUACGACUACGCAAAGGACAAAGACGAUGAGUUGUCCUUCAUGGAGGGUGCGAUUAUCUACAUCAUCAAGAAGAACGACGAUGGCUGGUUUGAAGGCGUCUGCAAUGGAGUGACGGGCCUUUUCCCUGGGAAUUAUGUGGAAUCCAUCAUGCACUAUGCUGACUAAAAUCAGCCACUAGAGGGCGCCCUAUUUAUUCAGUCAUAUCUAGACACAAACGUGUAUCGACCGACAGAGCUUAGAGAAGUGCAUUACGAUAUGACAGAAUGUUCCUUUUUCGGAUUGCAAAUCAAAUAUUUACUGUUGAUUUUUUUUUUUUGUUGUUGUUGUGGGUGGGCGGGGACUUUAAAGGUAUACUAAGAUGAAAUAAAACGGAAUGGUUGAAUAUUGGUAACAUGCUUAUGUCCAGUAAUGUUCUUUUGGUCUAAAGACGGUUGUCGUAUUACACCAUUGUAUAUAAUAUGAGCAGCUGCCAGUAGGUUGUCUGUAGUGUGUUCCUUUAAGUGUCUUUCACAGUGUCUUGACCAGUUUACACCACAAGUGAACAAGUAGGGAUUUAUGGUUUCUAAAUCAGGUUUUAAAUAGUGCCAUUAUUUUUUUUUUUCCCAGGUUAACUGACACAAGACUAGAGUCAUGCAUUUUGGAUGUUGUAUAAUGCAAAUUGAAUUGCUCGUCAGAUUACCUCUUUUAGGCUAAUGGUCAUUCCUGAAACGUACUUAACUUGCUUAAAGCAUGCAUACAAUUUUAAAAAAAUGUAUUGUAAUCUAUACUUUUUAAUCCAUUAUGCUUCCAUUAUGUUGUAAUAUUUACAGUGAGCACUCAUUUUAUUUUAAAUGAAAUGUCUAAACCAUUUGUGGAUUUGUUGAUGGUCUUAUAAUCUUAAAUGCUCUGAUUUGUAUUUAAACAUUUGAUAUUAAAUUUACAUUAUGAAUUUUA